Molecule: messenger RNA, 9505 nt
Organism: Cryptotermes secundus
Lineage: Eukaryota; Metazoa; Arthropoda; Insecta; Blattodea; Kalotermitidae
Product: 5'-nucleotidase
Exons: 14
Coding region: 362-2713 (783 amino acids)
Biological process (GO): AMP catabolic process
Cellular component (GO): plasma membrane
Molecular function (GO): 5'-nucleotidase activity
Source: RefSeq, a predicted model, not a curated record
GCAGCGUUUGUGUACUGUUUUUCCUUGUGGAAGGUCAACCGCCAGCACUGCCAGCCAUCCGGCCGUGUGUGGGCUGUUACCAAGCUCAUUUUGUAACGAGCACGUUGGGGCUAGAGGAAAGUACGUAGUUUGUAUGACGUUUGUUAACACGGUAUGGAGACCUCAAGAUAACGUAUGGAAAGGUAAUGAAAUGUGGCCUAUAACAACCUGUGGAAUUAAUCCUAGCAGCAACGUGACUGUUUGCAUGAGCACUUCAGCAGUGAAUAAGUAAACGAGCUUCUGUUAUUCCUUCUCUGUUAUCUCUCAUUACACAUUCCAUUGCUUGACAACCAGGAGCUACUCAAGUCACAGAGUGUUCAAGAUGCUGAACAGAAGAACCAGUUUGCUUCAUACUUUCAUCUGUGUAACUGCGACAGCACUUCUUGUUGCUGGAUGCAGCAGUUACAUUUAUGCACAAGAUGCAUCAAGAAAGGCAGAAACCCAGCCAACGUCUCAGUCUGAAGUAUCUUCAGCAGACAUGUCUGCAAAUAGUUCUGUGUCUGUACUCCAAAAUGGAACACAUACAGGAACAGAUGAACCCAAAAAUGAAACACAAACAGGAACAGAUGCAUCACAGGCAGCAACAAGUGGAACAGAGGCAGCAACAAGUGGAACAGAGGCAGCAACAAAUGGAACACAGGCAGGGACAAAUGGUACAAAGGCAGCAACAAGUGGAACACAAACAGCAACAAGUGGAACACAAGCCAGUACCAAUGGAACACAGACCGGUAAAAAUGGAACGCAGGCCAGUACCAAUGAAACACAGACCGGUACAAAUGGAACACAGGCCAGUACAAAUGGAACCCAGGCAACAACAAAUGGAACACAAACUGAAACAAAUUCAACUGAGUCUGAUAAAACAAAUCAAACAGCAGGGGGAGGAGCACAUGAACCGCAACCACCAUCAUCAUCAGAGCCUCCACCUUUGUUGUCCAUCUUCUUUGUUAAUGAUCUUCAGUAUGACAUUUUCCCUAUACAUCCAGAGAAUGGAAGCUUCUGCACUACAGAUCAAGAAGGUCAGAACUGUGUGGGAGGGCUGCCUUCUCUGAAGUCGUACAUGAAUGAUGCCUGCAUCAAUAAUACACGGUGUUUAUGGCUGAAUGCUGGAAAUACAUUAGGAGGAGAUUUUUUUAGAACACUGAAAUUUGAGACAGCUCUGCACGCAAUGCAGCUGUUGAACUUCAGUGCCACGGCAGUGGGGCCAAAUGUACUGAAGUAUGGAGGUGAAGCUGGUCGAAGCUAUAUCGAUGCUCUUAACGAAACUGUUGUGGUAUCUAAUAUUGAACCAUCACCACCGCACAAGUCAAUAACAUUCCCUGUGGGAAGCUGCAAUGUCUCUGUUAUUGGCUAUCUUGAGAACUCAGAAUUGGAUGCAGACAUACAUGGGGUGUCUGUAAAGAAUUACACACAGAGCAUAAUCGGAGAAAUUGAGAGAAUUCACAAAGAACAGAAUGCCUCGAACCUCAUAACUGUUGUUAUAGGGAGCUCCAGCAUCAAUAAAUCGAGGGCUCUCGCCAGCAUUGAUGGAGUCGACUUUGUAUUCUUCAGCGGUGCAAAUUUGUCUGAAGGGGCAGAACCAAACAACAAAGACAAGCAGAAUAACUCACAAUAUGUCUUUUGGGAGACUGUGGAUAAGAAAUCGGCCAAUAAGACAGCUACAGCUUAUGUAGCAAGUCUGAGAGUCAACCACAGUAGCAGUGUGGCAGGACGCUUCAUUAUCGGACAAAUGCAGCUCCCCAUAGCAAACAGCUGCAGGGUUGCCAAUGCAAGUUUUAAAGCAUUUGACUAUGUGAACAGCACAGCUGAUAAACGUGCUUUGGAUCUUAUCAAGCUUGAACUCAGGAUACUUCAAAAGCAGAAUGAGUCUCUUACAAAGAACAACAAGAACUUGACAGCAGAGAGAGACCUGUGCUGUCAUUCAGAAUGUUCGCUUGGGAAUCUCAUCACAGAUGCCAUGGUGGCAGCCCUGCAAGGUGAUGGUACUUGGAGUAAGAAUGGUACAAGAAUAGGAAUGUACCCUGCAAAGUAUCUUAAACCAAACAGCACCAUACCUGAAGGCAACCUGACAGAACUGGAUAUUUAUGGACUUAUUGAAAACGAUGCAUACAUCUACAGUGUUCUACUGACAGGACAGCAACUAAAAGACACACUUGAGAUCUCCAUUAACAGCAUUAAUAAUUCAAAUUCAACUGACUUCCUGCAUGUAUCUGGCUUUUUACAGAUAGAGUACAGACAGGAACCCAAGAACAGCUCAAAGAUAGCUGCAAUAAAAACAGUUUCAGCUGCCUCAGCAUCCAUGCUUUUGAGUAAGAUAAAUGUGAGCGAUGCUACAGCAUUUUACAACGUGUCAGUACCACUCACGCUUUUGAAAAUGGACAGCUACAAGAAAUUAGUGGGUGCAUUAAAUGCCUCAUUUCACUUGGUGACAACUGUUGAGGCUGUGACAAGUUACAUAAACAGUACAGUCAUCCUGCCCCUUCCUGCAGUCGGUGGUCGUUUAGUACUGUUGGAGUCAAGUCCAGUGCUACCACCUCUCGUUCCCUGUAAAGACCACACAGCAACCAUUGUUAUAGUGACGCUGAUAGUUGCAGCAUUAGUAGUAGGCCUUGUUUAUGGCAUAUGGAGAUGGCGUUCCAUCAGGUCCCAUCUAUUACCUGGCUACAUUAACUUUUAAUUGGGUGAGAGGAAGUUAAAGAACGCUGCUGCUUGGCCCAGCUGGUCUCGGAUUGGCUACACAGAAGAGCGGGAAAACAUUUAUCAGUGACAGUACAUUCAUUCAGAGAAGUGUGGUGUAAUAAUGUGAUUUUAUUACUAUAACUCUUAUCUCUGGUUUUUAUGUUGCAAUGUGAAUCUGAAAGUAGAGAUUUUUCUGUGAGGCAGAAUAAAUUCGCAUUAGCGUAACUCGGAUAUUGUCAUCGGCAUCAUCUGCUUUCCCAGAAAUGGAUGAAUCAUUACCAUUUCUGGACAUGUAACUUUAAUUUCAGCAGCCAUUUUGUCAUCAUUAUAUGAUAUCUGAUUUUAACAGUUCUCAAACUGAAGUUAAAUUCUUUACGAUUCAAAUGGCAUGGCAGUAUUCUUACAAUUUUACAGCUGUAUAAUUUGAAUGCUGUUCUUCAUCCUCCUCUAUAUAUCGGCCUGUCUGGCCUGUUCCACUUUUGAAAUAUGAAGUCCGUCUAAUGCAUGGAUAGUGGACAUCAGUACUCUUCAUUUAUGUGGUAUCUUUGAACACUUCAGAAUUUCUACUUUUCUCAUUUGUGGAGUUGGAGGUUCAGUAAUUUGAGUAGUUGGUAUGGAACAUUAUACCUAAUAGGCUGCUUGAUGGGGUACUGGCUUUGACAGUGUUUUGUUUGAUUUGGUUGUGGUAAUCUCUGCUGGGUCCUUGAUUUAAAACUCAGGUAUCCUUUGAAUAUAAACUCCUCUGCAAAAUUAGCACGUUGUUAUCCAGUGUUUUUAAACACUUUUUCAUCGUUUGAUCUAGCUGACACUUGCCAACCCUGUAGAAAUACAAUAAGGCCAUGUCUCACCCAGGUAUAUAUAUAUAUAUAUAGUUUUCUGUUUUCAUGUAAGUUGUAACUUUCCAUUUGCUGUCUCAGAUGUAUUUCUCUUCAGGAUAACAUUUUAUUUUCUUUUUUAAAGUGGAAACUGGUUUGUUUAUUACUACUGUUAUCAAAUUGCUUUUCCUUUAAAGAAUUAAUUUCUUUCUCAAGGCUGCCAAUACAUUUCAUAAAAUUGGAACAUCUCUUUUCUGUUGUAUAAAGAUCUUGAAUUUCUUCUCUUACUUUCCAGUAGUUACUGUGGCACUUCUGUUUCAUUAUGAUUGUUGCUUACAAAAAUGUCUGUUGAUUUUUGUUAUUGCGAAUCUUUAAAGGGUUUGUUAAUGGUGGUAUAGACUUCACUCUGAGCAGUACGUCUAGUUUCAUUUUGUUGCUUUGAAGAUGUUCAAAAAGUAAUGUAGCUGAGAUAAUUUCAUAACCAUAUUAAUAUGGACAAUUUCUGAAGAUGGCAAGAAACUUUUCACUCUGCACGUGGUGACAAAAAUAUUGCAGUGAUACACUGAAUUUAUGCAAUAGCUUAUGUAACCUGUUCAUGUCUCUGUUAUGGAAACGUUACUUUAACAUUCUUCCCACAUUUCAAGUUAAUGCGAUUGAGUAAGAUACUUAUAUUUAUAGUUACUGGAAAUGUUUGAUGAUGUCUGUCGCUGUAUAGUGGUUACAUCAUGUUACCUUAGACAAGAUGAUCAAGAAAAGUUUAAAUGAUGAAUAUGGUCUCUUUAUGUCAUACUGUUGAUUGGAAACGAGUGAAUGUGUUAGUGUAAGGAGAGAAGGACUGUUUCUGUGAUGACAUAAAAGACUGUAGAACUGAAUUAUUUAAUUGGUACCCCAGAAAUUAGUGAGAGAGCAGUUAGAAAAACAUUAGAGACUGUAGAAAUGUGACUGUUGUUUUUACCAAGGUCGUCUCAAUGGGAGGUAUGGGAUCCAUGUCAGAUAAGGCCCACAGGAUCCCCUUAGUGUUUUUGUAUGCUGUACGUAUUUGCUUACAGUUACUGUUGAUCUGUCAGAUCUUGUGCUACCACUAUGUGGCAAGACCAUAUAGCUUUUUAAUGUGGUAUUUUUUUUAAAUUAAAAUUAGAAGAAAAAGCUCAGAUUUAAGUAAUGCGUUACAGUUGGAUUAAAUUUUCAUUUGUAGCACAAAUUCUGCAGAUAGUUGCCAUAAUUAUUACUUGAGUGUUUAUGGUAAUUAAAAUUAAACAUAUAUGAUUAAAACUAAAAUAAAAUUACAUGGGUUAUAUCUUUAUUUUGUAAUGGCUGCAUUUCAUAAUAUAUAUACGGACAUGUGGACAGAACUGAAAAUUUGAAGUUUUAAGAAUAUACAGAAAUGUUAAUUUAAACAGUAUCAGCCAUUUAAUGUUAAAAGUUGAAGUUUUGAGAGAAUCUAUCAGGAAUUUGUAAUAAAAAGUUUUCCCAGAAGUUUUGUUAAAGAAAGGAGUAACUUAGUUGUGUUGUAACUCGUCAGAUUGGUUGCAACUUGCCACAAUACUUGUAACUAACCCAGCUAGCGAAGUAGACCACACUCUUUUGUGGUAACAAUAUUUGUCUGGUUCACAAUCAUGUAAUAUGGCUGCUGUUAUUGGAAAACUUAUUCAUUGCUUACCAAAACCAUAUGUAUAUAAGAACCAUCAACUUUUUCUGUUACUGUCCAAUUAAAGCAUGGGGCCAAAUUCAACAUAACCUUUGGACCCCACCGACUAACACUUUUCAAGAUGUUCACAUUUUCUUCUUAUCUGAACAUGUUAUGUUUAAUCGUGGGAGAUUUGAUGUUCUCAUGUCAGUGACUGAAGAUUAAUAGUUCUGGGAUGUGAUGCCAUGAAGUCUGGUAUAGAGGUUAUAAUUGUUUUGGAGGAACUUGUUGCCUCCAUUUUCAUGGCAGAAAGGUAUGCUGUGCAGGUGAAAUAGGCAAAUGGAGUGUCACAUUAUGUCCAUUGGUAUGCUUUGUCUAUAAGCACAGCCCAUUACAGGAUACUGUUUAUUUUACUAAACUACAUGACAUAACAUCCAAGAAGAUCAUAAUAUUUAUGUUUAACAAUAUUGCCAGUUGCUUAAGAAGACUCGUAAGGCAUCGGGUGGUAUUAGUUUCACAGAAGCAACUAGAUGCUUGAAAUAAACUAAGAAUGUUACAUAACACUGCAUGUGCACUUUUCCCUCUACAGUGUAAUCAGAUGACUUUAUAUUGAAGAGAAGAUUAAUUUGUUGAUAUUCUUUAUGUUUGUUGUGUGUUGAACUGUAUGUUUAUACAUUUAAUCCUUUCAGUGUAGUGAAGAAAAAUCAGCGUAUUGGCUGGUGUUAUCCACUGUCAAUUCUAGAUAUCAGUGCAGUGUUUGAUUUAUAUGUGAGACCUUGAAAACUCAAUUUAUAUCUGAGAUUUUUGCUCUGGAAUUUCUUAAAACAUAUUAAUUGAUAUUACAGGGCUUUUGUGUGUUUGAUAGAAAAAUUCUGUCCGAAAAACUGUGCUUUUCCGUCCAUAACAUUGAAAGGGUUUAUAAAUUUUCAGGUCAUAUGUGAUAUGGCCCCAAGCUUACCAAAAUAAAAAUAAAACUAAUUGAAAGUUAUUAUAUGUGUGCAGUAUUGAAAAAUUGUCAAAGAGUUGGUUUCAUGAGGAUGUUGCAGGGUGCUGCGAAAUUAAGGGGUCCCACUUUGGGGUCCUAAAGGUAUACCACAAUAAUAGAACUGUGGAUUUAUGAUUAAAAGUCGCAGAAUAUUCAUACAUGUUCAUGGGGGUGAAAAUUCAGUGAUAUUCUGUUAGAGUUAAAACUAGUUAUUGGUAUAAACUGUAAGUGUAUUGUGGAGGAGCCCCUCCUCCUCCAAGUAAUCAUGUUAGACCUAUAAGUCUGCAUACAGAGUGUUCACAAAUAUAAGCACUGAAUGUGUAGGUACCCCUGAUCUGUGUGAUAGUUGCGUUUUCCCAUAACUCGAAGAUACAGACUCGGAAACUUUUGUUACCCCUUUAGUUUGUCUGAAUUUAAUUUGAACUAGGAAAUACACAAUUUGACUCGCCCUAAUAAUAAUCAUUCUGACAGUUUACAAACCUCUUUUUGAGACAUGAUUUUAUCAUCAAUUAAAAAUAAUUAAACUAAAUUUAUGUAAAAUCAUGUAAACUGAAAUCUCUUAGAUUGGGAGGUACCUAUGCAGUGCAUUGUUUCUGAAAGAUUUGUAUGCAUUAUUUUCAGUAUAUAUGUAUAUAUAUGCAAAUGAUUUAUCCAAUUAGAGUACAUAUAGCUUUAUUUUGUUCACAGAUUCAUGCACUGUGUUACGUGUUUUUGAAAUGCUAAUUAUCUCGUGCCUUAACAUUUUAUACUGUUGUUGCUUGAAAGGAAAAUGAAAAAAGGAAGAGUUAGAGACAAAGUCUCUUGAAUCUCAUUCUCCAGUGAAGUUAUUACGUGAGAUAUUGUUUAACCUGGAACCUAAUGUUAUAUGCUGUUAAAUGUAUGUGUUGCAUAUUAGGUGAUGCUCACAUCCCCAUAUCAAGUAAACAUACCUGUGGGAAUAGCUGGCCCCCAGGUAUUUCAAAAUGUACUGUAUUUCGUAAAUUGCAUGUCUAUUAAUGAAGUGAUCAUCAUCAGAGAUCUGAGCUUUUGUGUUUAUAAAUUGAUAUCUAACAAAGGUUAUAGUUAUCAGUACCCAUUUGGUCCCUAUAGAAGACUGUUAUGUUUCAUGUAAGUUUCUGUGGUUUAAGGCUCUUGAAUACUAGAUGUUUCUCCACCGCCUGCCAAAAAGAAGAAGGGUAAAUAGGCAUGACCAUUACUGGCCACAUGUUAUGCUGUUAUAGUCGUGCAUUCUAGCAGGCCUAAUGUCACAUUUUUUCUCUGCAGAUGUCAUUACCUUCGAGUUAAAAUUUACCCCCAAGCACCCUUAAUAACCGGUGAUUUAAGACAAAUAUUUCCACACAGUAAAGAUUAAAUAAUUCAUUUCUUACUCUAAAUUAUGUUGUCUGUAUUCAUUUGUAAGGGGGGCCAGAGCAGUAUUUUGAGUCUGAGUAAGAAAUGAACCUUUAAAAUUAAAAUAAAAAAGUUUUGUAUUUCUUUAAAUCUCAGUUAGUCUGUCAUUUUUAGAAACAGAUUUUUAUUAUUAUGCUGUUGUGUGUAACGAAGGAUAUCAUUGAAUAUCACCAGAGGAAAAAAUGCUUCAUUAAAGUAAACAUAAACAUGGAUAACUUUUCCCUAGUAACAUUCUAACUACACCCAUUCAGAAAUUUCAGGAUCAUGUUUGGCAUUAUCUUCACCGACAUUAAACUGAGACAUCAUAUUAGAUAUUUUCAAUUCUCACAUAUUUGGUUAAAGAAAUGAACAUUUUGGAAUCAUGCUCUUUUGGUCUGUUAGGUGGAACUGAUGUAUGUCACAGGGCAUGAUAGACCGAACUGAAGGAGUUUUUACUGUAUCUGUUGGUGGAAGCUGAAUCAGCUUCCAACAUAUUAUUUCUUUAACUGAAAACAAGACAGUGAAAAUGUCCUCUGUAUGUGUCACUAAUAGCACAGCUACAGUCAUAGACCCCUGGACUUACUAUAUCGCCAUUUUAACUUGCGGAGAACUGUGAUUGUAGACAUACCAAGCUUCAAGGGUUUGUCUUCAUUAUACGAUUUCACAGGCCAGAAGAGAAGACAAACAAAUCCCAAACCAGUCAAGAUAGUGGAUUGUUAUUUUCUGAACCUUCUUUUAUGAUUUUUUCACAUAAAGUGAUUCAAUAAUUAUGUGAAUAACUUCACUUGGCCCAUAGGACACCGUAUGGCCAUUCAUAUUACUUUUGACAUCUAGAUCAGUGAAGAGUACACACUUCAUGGUUGUAAUGUUGCAUAGUUUGCAGAGAGAGUCUGGCCUUUCAGAGGAACAUAUCGAGCCCAUCUCUAGCCAAGCAUGAGACCAGUGGAAGAAGAUGACAAGCUAAGUGAGCCAUGCAAGGAAGAUCCGGUCUCUCUGACUGAAGAUGGAGGCCGUACGUGUUCCUUUCAAAUGUCAAGCUUUCUGCAAACUCCACUGCAUUGCAACCCAUGGGACCAUAUUCAUAGUCACUACUGUAAGAACCUUAAAGAAAACAUAUUAGUAAACCUCUAUUUUCUGAAGGGUGUUUUGUAAGAGAAGAUUUGAGGUUAUCACAGUGAUGUUAAGAUCGUGGUCUUGUGGUUUGUGAUGCCGUGUGGUAAGAAAAAUUGGUGCCCGGUUAAGGAGGAACCUGCUGCCUAUCUUUGCAAUGUCAGAUCCAAAAGGGCUAAUUUUCUUUCAUAAGUUAUCAUAAAUAUAUUCCAUUGAGGAACAUUUCGAUUUCUACGAAAAUCUUUGUUCAGCGCAUGGGCCUAAUGUGCUGACUCAUAAUAUUGUGGGGAUAUCAUACAUAUCUUUAAACUGUGGGGAGUGUAGUUAGUAUGUGAUAUCUGAACAUGAUCAGUUUUCCGCUUUAUUUUUCUACCAUUUAGUAUAGUGGUUUACUUAUCACCAUUAAAUAAAUAGAUUUAGUUUUGUUUGCUGAAAAUAAAAAUGUAAUUGUAAUGGAACAAUGGUGCCUAUAUUUAUGGCCUAUUUUUAUUUUUAUGUGAGCAAGUAUGUGAAUAUUGUGAACUUCAAAACCAUUAAACACUCUGACUCUCCAAAAUUCAGUCCUAUUUGCUAUACAUGUAGCUGAUAACUGGAUCUGCAAAUGUUUGAAAUAUAAACUGCCUUACUGGAAAAGGGACAUUCUGUACAAUAUUAAUGAAUGUGUAUUUCAUUCAAUUAUUUGGUUAUGUAUUUUACUGUGGUCAGCUUUCUCAGACUUUCAGCACGUGGGUUCAUUUGCUAUUGAUCUGAAUAAUAUAUUUCAGCAGUAAAUUUUUUUCAACUAUUGAAUUUACUCUGUAAUUUUACUUUGUAUAAUGCAUUAUAAUGUUGCAAGUAAAAUUAUUUCUGUAAAUGUUGCUUAAUAAAACAAUGUGUUUGAAAUUA